AUGCCAUUCGACUCAAAGGUUCCCGGUGUCACCAUCCUCGGAAAGGUCACCCCCCAGCAGGCCCAGGAGAUCCUGACCCCCGAAGCCCUUCUCUUCGUCGCCACCCUCCACCGCACCUUCAAUGCCACCCGCAAGACUCUCCUCCAGAAGCGUGUUCUCCGUCAACAACAAAUCGAUCAAGGCCAUCUUCCCGAUUUCCUUCCCGAGACCAAGGCUAUUAGGGAUGAUAUCUCGUGGAGGGGUGCUAUCCCUGCGCCUGGGUUGGCCGAUCGCAGGGUUGAGAUUACGGGACCUGUGGAUCGCAAGAUGGUCAUCAAUGCUUUGAACUCUGGCGCUGCUACCUUUAUGGCCGAUUUUGAAGACUCGAACAGUCCCACCUUCGACAACAACCUGUCCGGUCUCGUCAACAUGAAGGACGCCAUCCACCAGCGCAUCUCCUACACCGCCCCCAACGGAAAGCAAUACAACAUCCGCAAAGACGGCAAAAUCGCCACCCUCAUUGUCCGCCCCCGUGGAUGGCACUUGGAUGAGAAGCACGUCCUGAUCGACGGUGAGGUCACCUCCGGCUCCCUCUUCGAUUUCGCCCUCUACUUCUUCCACAACGCCAAGAAAUCCGUCGAGAUCGGCAUCGGCCCAUACUUCUACCUCCCCAAGAUGGAGUCCCACCUCGAGGCCCGUCUCUGGAACGAUGUCUUCAACUUGGCCCAGGACUACAUCGGUAUGCCCCGUGGAACCAUCCGUGGUACUUGUCUCAUCGAGACCAUCAUGGCUGCCUUCGAGAUGGAAGAGUUCAUCUAUGAGUUGCGCGAGCAUUCUGCAGGACUUAACUGUGGACGAUGGGAUUACAUCUUCUCGGUCAUCAAGAAGUUGCGUCAGAACCCCAAGUUCGUCUUGCCUGACCGUUCAGAUGUCUCGAUGACCACGCCGUUCAUGGAUGCCUAUGUCCGUCUGUUGAUCAAGACCUGCCACAAGCGUGGAGUCCACGCCAUGGGAGGAAUGGCGGCUCAGAUCCCCAUCAAGAACAACGAGGCCGCCAACAAGGCGGCCAUGGACAAGGUCCGGAACGACAAGUUGCGUGAGGUCAAGGCAGGACAUGAUGGUACCUGGGUCGCUCACCCCGACCUCGUCAAGCUCGCCCUCAUCGUCUUCAACGAGCACAUGCCUCAGCCCAACCAGCUCCACGUCCGUCGUGAAGAGGUCCAAGUCACCGCUGCAGAUCUCCUCAACACCACCGUCAAGGGCGGCAAGAUCACCGAAACCGGUAUCCGCGCCAACGUCUCUGUCGCACUCAUGUACAUGGAGGCUUGGCUCCGUGGCGCCGGAUGUGUCCCCAUCCACAACCUCAUGGAGGAUGCCGCCACUGCCGAGAUUUCCCGCUCCCAGUUGUGGCAGUGGGCCAAGCACCAUGCCAAGACUGACAAUGGCGUUACUGUUACGGCAGAGUACUUGUUGAAGGUGCUCGAUGAGGAGACGGACAAGUUGGCCAAGGAGAUGGGAGACCAGAGGUUCAAGGCUUCCAAGAUGACCUUGGCCAAGGAGAGGCUUUCGACCCAGAUUACUGGAAAGGACUAUGCCGAUUUCUUGACGUCCUUGUUGUAUGAGGACAUUCUUGUCUAUGACGACGUCAAGGCCAAGAUCUAA
Molecule: messenger RNA, 1641 nt
Organism: Linnemannia hyalina
Lineage: Eukaryota; Fungi; Mortierellomycota; Mortierellomycetes; Mortierellales; Mortierellaceae
Source: the annotation of a GenBank genome assembly